UGGGAUGAUAAUAAAUAUAGAUUUCCAAUACUUGCUAAAAUAGCACAAGAUUAUCUUGCAAUUCAAGGAUCUAGUGUUUCUUGUAAAGAAAUAUUUUCUACUGCCUCAAUAACACUUUCAAAACUUCGCAAUCAACUUAAUCCUGAUAUUGCUUAUGCAUCACUUUGCUUAAAAAAUUGGAUGGAAAAUAAUAUUGGAAUAUAUAAAAAAAAUUAA
Molecule: messenger RNA, 216 nt
Organism: Racocetra persica
Lineage: Eukaryota; Fungi; Glomeromycota; Glomeromycetes; Diversisporales; Gigasporaceae
Source: the annotation of a GenBank genome assembly